This is a messenger RNA of Oncorhynchus kisutch (coho salmon), 609 nucleotides long. Its product is annotated as extensin-like. The record is from RefSeq and is a predicted model, not a curated record. The transcript is spliced from 2 exons. The coding region runs from base 1 to 609 and encodes 202 amino acids. NCBI's taxonomy places the organism in Eukaryota, Metazoa, Chordata, Actinopteri, Salmoniformes, Salmonidae.
AUGGCGAGGGGACACCCCUACCCCUGCUACUCACACCAAGCCCCUACCCCUGCUACUCACACCAAGCCACACACACCAGGCCCCGCCCCCUGCCACACACACCAAGCCCCUCCCAAUGCCACACACACCAAGCCCCUACCCCUGCUACUCACACCAAGCCCCUACCCCUGCUACUCACACCAAGCCCCUACCCCUGCUACUCACACCAAGCCCCUACCCCUGCUACUCACACCAAGCCCCUACCCCUGCUACUCACACCAAGCCCCUACCCCUGCUACUCACACCAAGCCCCUACCCCUGCUACUCACACCAAGCCCCUACCCCUGCUACUCACACCAAGCCCCUACCCCUGCUACUCACACCAAGCCCCUACCCCUGCUACUCACACCAACCCCCUACCCCUGCUACUCACACCAACCCCCUACCCCUGCUACUCACACCAACCCCCUACCCCUGCUACUCACACCAACCCCCUACCCCUGCUACUCACACCAAGCCCCUACCCCUGCUACUCACACCAAGCCCCUACCCCUGCUACUCACACCAAGCCACACACACCAGGCCCCGCCCCAUGCCACUCACACCAAGCCCCUCCCCGAUGAGAGAUGA